Limulus polyphemus (Atlantic horseshoe crab) is the source of this 3818-nucleotide messenger RNA. RefSeq names its product protein fem-1 homolog C-like. Gene Ontology annotation, molecular function: protein binding. Lineage: Eukaryota; Metazoa; Arthropoda; Merostomata; Xiphosura; Limulidae. The transcript has 4 exons. The record is from RefSeq and is a predicted model, not a curated record. Bases 332 to 2200 code for a protein of 622 amino acids.
AUAUUAUAUUAUCCUCAUUUUAAAGAAUAUAUUUCUCGAAACCCCGACAAGCUAAGUUUUUACAGCGAUUAAGCUUCACAUCUGUUAUUACGUAAAUACACCGAAACUUUAACCUAAUCUAAGGCUUAAAGAGGAGGUUUCUAAGCGAUAUAUUUUUUGACGUCACCACGAAAGCGUAAAUCAGGAAACGCACGUAGGAUGUAAUCGUGAAGUCCACGAAUUAUGUUACUUAUUAGGCUUAUGGGGGUUUCUCUUCCAUAUUAUUAUUGUUCAAAUAAGCGUAUUAUUCAUAAGUAAUACUAAUGGUUUGAUGCAAAAAUAAGAUUUCGGUAUGGAAUUUAAAAACGUUGUUUUUAAUGCAGCACGUGAUGGGAAAUACCAUCGUUUGAAGGUGUUUCUGGACAACAGACCAAAAGAAGAAAUUCAGAUGUUGGUGUCAGCUCCAACUAAUGGUGCAACACCUUUGGUGGUAGCUUCUCGUAAUGGUCACGUAGAAGUAGUAGAGUAUCUUAUUGCAAAAUGUGGUGCAGAUAUAGAACAAGUUGGUUCAGUGACAUUUGAUAAUGAAACAAUAGAAGGUGCACCAGCACUAUGGUGUGCUGCUGCUGCAGGCCACCUAGCCAUCGUAAAGUCUCUAAUAAGCCAUGGAGCUUGUGUCAACAGCACCACAAAAACAAAUUCAACUCCUCUUCGUGCAGCAUGUUUUGAUGGACAUUAUCAGAUUGUGGAAUAUCUAGUGGAAAAAGGAGCUGAUAUUGAAAUAGCAAAUCGGCAUGGACACACUUGUCUUAUGAUUGCAUGCUAUAAAGGACAUCUAAAGAUUGCAAAAUUUCUGGUUGAACAUGAAGCUCAGACUAACAGAAAAAGUGUGAAAGGAAAUACAGCUCUUCAUGAUUGUGCAGAAUCAGGCAGUCUGGAAAUUUUAAAGUUACUUCUCCAGCAUGGUGCCAAAAUGGAUGUUGAUUCAUAUGGAAUGACACCACUUCUGGCAGCUGCUGUAACAGGUCAUACUGCUGUGGCUGAGUACUUGAUUUCACUUUCUAGUUGCAACAGAAAAGAAAAAAUUGAUGCUCUUGAGUUGCUUGGAGCCACAUAUGUUGAUAAAAAGAGAGAUAUGAAAGGGGCUUUAGACUUAUGGAAAAGAGCCAUGGAGGAAAGAUAUAGGCUCCCAUUCAUGAAUAAACUCGUACGCCCCCAUUCAGUUCCAGCAUAUAAUAAUGCUGUAGAGGUAGAUAGUGCCGAAAAGCUAGAUAAGUUAAUUUGUGAUCCAGAUGAAAUGCGGAUGCAAGCCCUUCUUGUGAGAGAGCGAAUUCUCGGUCCCGCUCAUCCCGACACUUCCUACUACAUUAGAUACAGAGGUGCAGUUUAUGCAGACACAGAUAACUUUGAACGCUGUAUUGGUCUGUGGAUGUAUGCUCUUGACAUGCAGCAAAAAAUUCUUGAACCUCUAAAUCCUAUGACUCACAGCAGUUUGGUGUCAUUUGCAGAGCUGUUCUCCUUCAUGAUGUCUGAUACAUGGGCAAACAGAAGAAGAUGUGGGCCAUCUGUUGCCUUCUAUGAUAUACAGUGUGUUUUUCACAAGGCUUUAAAGGAAAUUGAAGCUGCACUGAACCAUAUGAAGAAAAUGCAGCCUGCAGAAAGGGAGUCAAACAAUUUUCAUCGAACUUUGGUAAUAGUCAUGCAUCUGAUUGGUCUGUUAUGUCGCUUACAGCCUCAUCUGAGUCUUGAAGAAGAAAAUAAUUUGAAACGAUCGGUCUAUAAACUUGUGAAAUUGGGUCCUCGAGGAUGUAAUGGUCUAACUCCAUUACAUCUUGCCUGCCUCAGGGAGUCGUCAAGUUUAGGAAGGUAUCCUGUAUGUACCUUUCCAUCUCCAGAGGUUGUGGAACUAUUAUUAGAAGUUGGAGCAUCACCUAACAUUGUAGACAAUGAUGGUAACACUCCUUUACAUAUAACUGCUCUCAACAAACCUAGUGCUCACAGAAUUUUCAAAACACUUCUCAACUAUGGAGGCCACUUGGAUGCAUGUAAUGCCAAAGGGAAAACUGCUCUAGACCUGACUCAUAGCAUUGCUCUACUUGAUGUAUACCCAGUGCGUCAUUUAACCUUGAAGUGUCUAGCUGCAAGUGUCAUAAAGAAAUAUGACCUGCCUUUUAAAGAUCUUAUCCCUCUUAACCUGGUUGAUUUUGUAUUAACUCACUAAUCAUCACUGGAACUCUAUUUUAGAUAGCUAUGAAACUAUGGUAUGAAAAUAAUGCAGUUAUUGUGCCUGUUGCGAAUGAAGUCUUAACCAUAACUGUGCAUUAGAUACUUCUUCUAUCAUUCAUAGAUGUUUUCUUUAACUCGUUGAAAGUUGCAUACGACAAGUGUGUGUAACUUUUUCAAAAUUAUUAAAAUUUAUUAUUAUUUUUUAAUAAUUAAUACCUUACACAUUAGUUUUGUCCUAAUAAGUUUUUGUAGCUUAAUUUUCUAGUCUACUUGUGUAGUAAAUAUAACAUAAAAAAUUUGUAAUCUCUGCAAAUACUUGUACAAAGGAUCUUUUAUUUUGCCAAUCUAUUUAGUAAUAAUUGCUUAUUUAUGAAGAAUUCUUUGUAAAAUGCCUUAAGAAAAUAAUUGAAAAAUAUUACUGCAUACACUGUGUAUUCAUUUGAAUUUGUUUUAUUCUAUUAUCCACUGUACUUUAAUACAAAGUACUUUAAAGAACAUUAUGGUCUAAGCAUUGUUAUUAUUGUUUUUGUGCUUCCUACAGCACUACAGUAUAUGAACAUAGUGUUUUGCAUGGAGCUUAUUUCAGCAAAUUAAUUUUAUUGAGAUUCACUUGUGAGGUGUUUAAGGCUUAACAAGGAUUUCUUGAAAAGCCAUGGGUUUGAUUUUGUAGGAAUACAAAGGUUGAAAAGGGGCUUAUUUUCUGAUGCCUUGAUACGAUAUUAAUCAAGAAUAAAAUUUUUUGUAAUGUAUUUAAGUUUACUUUUCUGCCAAAAUAUAUUAAUGGUUAGUUGAUUUUCAUAUUGUUGGCAAAUAUCCUUUUAUUUAUGAUGGUGAUUUGGGUUAACUUUUUUUUUGUGAAAGCAAGAUAACAGUAGCCUUUCUCUUUGAAAGAGUUUUCUUAAUUUUCACACCAAUCUUUUAAGUUCAGUUCUAAUAUACAUAUAUUUUAUUAUUUGUCUCGUAGUAGGUUUUGAAUACCUGAAUAGAUAUUUAGAAAGAACAUUUGUGGAGUUUUCUCAUUGAUGAUAAAUGUAAAAAUAGAUGAUUAAGCAUAUACUGACCGUAACAUAUCCCUUCAAGACGUAUUUUUGCAGUACAGGUUCCAUAAAUCAUCAUUCUGCUUGAGACAAGAACAUUUGGCAGCUUUGUUUCAAAACUGUCUCUAAACAAACAGCUUUAUUAAUGAAGGCCCCCAGUCGUAUGCACUUACCGCUGUUACGGAGUAAAAGACCAUAUUAAAAUGUUGUGUUUUAUUUUCUCACACAGCUGUUGUAUAACCUGAUGGGCAACUUCUUACAGAUUGAAGUUUGGAAAGCUUUAAAAGGGUUAGGGGAAUGAAAUAAGUUUUAUGUUUUGAAAACUGCCAUUUAUAUUUGCCUAAAUAUGUAGUUGUAUCAUUGCCCAAAUUAAUACUAUUAGAUAACAUACUAACUGAAAAAUAGAAUAUUAAUGCUUGAAAGGACAGCCCAAAAUAACUGUAUAAAAUAAAAGUAAUCUUCCCAUGAUGGUUUGUUUAAAUUAGGUAUGGAGAUUAGUGUAAAUUCCUAGUUUGUGUGACUUGAUUUUCUAAUUAAUUGCUAUGUAACAAGUUAAUAAAUACUGCUAGAAACACA